Colletotrichum godetiae is the source of this 1545-nucleotide messenger RNA. RefSeq lists its product as uncharacterized. Lineage: Eukaryota; Fungi; Ascomycota; Sordariomycetes; Glomerellales; Glomerellaceae. The coding region runs from base 1 to 1545 and encodes 514 amino acids. The record is from RefSeq and is a predicted model, not a curated record. The transcript is spliced from 4 exons.
AUGUCUGGACUCGAAAGACUCGACAAGUUUCAUCCUCCUGCUUUCUUGAAUGACUUUGAGGGUGAACAGCUUGAAAAAUGGUCCAAGACUGUUGAUGGCUGGUUCGGUGACGAGAUAGCAGGCAGACUCACGGGGAGGAAGAUUCUUACUCAGUUCUUCAACCCCCUUCACUUUGCCUACGACUCGUCUCUACCUCCUGUACCCAUCACCUGGGUCAGAAUCAAGCAGCCUACGGAUGAUGCUCGCUGGGCAUUCGCAGAGGAUCCGGAGAACCAGCGAGCUCCCCCAGGACGCUUGGAGCCUGAGAUCCUGAAGUUCCAUAGGAAGAAUGAACAGACGGGAGAGGAUGAAGUUGUCGCGAUGUCUCAACAAAGGCAGGAUCGUUGGGUGAUGGAUGAAUAUCUUGAAUGGUCUACCAAAAGGGUUGAUGGAGAUGUGAAAAUUGUGAGCUUCACUUGCGAAGGUCCCGAGUAUUGGGAAGAGCUGGCCAAGUAUAACCCCAUUCUGACUGAAACCCCUAUUGAGAACCCAGCAACCCAAGAGCAUGAGAGGAACAACAAGAUCCUCGACAUAUACAAGAAGUUGAACCCCGAUUUCGCGAACGAGAUCAAGGGUGAUCAUCUAGUGGACGACAAAGGCAAAUACAACAUCUACAACAGGUGGAAUGGUCACACCAACACUGGUACGAUUGCCCAUCUCAUCCAAAUCAACAACAGUCUCAGUGCUGAGAUUGAUAUCGCUGCUCAAGCCACUGUUACCAGAACCGAUUUGGUGUACGGUGAGCCUAUUACCAACAUGAUUACCCUUUGCGGUGAUGGAUCUGCCUACGGUAACCCGGGCAGGAAUUCUGACCCGACGAUUGGUGCCGCAGUCAACGAAGUUUGUCGUCUUGCUCGCGAUAGAGUGUGUCCUUUCCCGGUUACAAUCUCUGUCAAAGACCCUGUCGCUCUGUACAUGUACGACGCAGAUUUUUCGUCCUUCCUAUUAGAUCGCACUGGCAAGCGAAGAGGGAACAUUCGAAAUAUGGUCCCAGUCCCCGAGGGCGUCUUUGACUGGUGUGAUCGUGGUGAUAUUGCCAAGAACAUGGGCCUUCAUCUCCGCGUAUCUAUCCCCAAAGGCCUCAAGACUGAUGAUAAUAGCCGCGACCUUAACCUGAGCGAUCUUUUUGAUCAGAAUAACGGCGGUCGCUACGUGCACUAUGGGAGCCAAUUUGCCGAUUACAUCUUCAUGAGCGUUUCUGGCAUUGUUGGUCCAAAGCCUCCACAGCCUCAGGAUGCCCUAGAAGCGUGGCCCGGAAAACCUCAGCCUGCACUUACUUACACUGAGCCGUACCUACAGAAGCCUUUUGUUGAGCCCAAGGUUUUGGGAACCCCUGAUGUCCAUAAGAUGGGAGAAGUCAAUGCAGUUGUCACAACUUUUGAUCGCAAGGCGAUUCACCUGAGGGUAGAAGCAAAGGAAGGACCGUCAGACUACAUGGGUAUGCCAGAGCCUGGUCCUCCUAACGGACCGGACUACCAAUCCAUCACUCCGAAGGUCACCUAUUGA